AUGACACAAGACACUGCUAAAGAACCAAUUAACUGGACAUCACUGCUUACAUCACUAUCUCCCGAGCAGAAAAGUCUUCUCUUCGGUCCACGUGAAGUCUACGAUGCGGCCUAUCGCAAGGACAAGGUCAUCGUCAUCUCAUACGACGAAGUCUUGAAGAUGGCAAAUAUUAUGAAAGGUGCAGAUAUGACACAUCUCAGGCUCCAAGAUGUCUUUAUCGUUGCUAAGAUUAUGCGUCGAGCACCACCACUGCAAGACAAGCAGCUCCAAAGCUGUCGCAUGGUUCUUUCAAGAAGAUUUAUGCUAUGGGCUGCUGAUGCUGGAUAUCCUGAGGCGCAACUCUUUUGGUCUGAGGAAGUCAUGUCACAGAACAACGUGCCAACGGGCGUUAGAGAUAAAGCUUUGAAACUCCUCACCAACAUCGGACGUCAAGCCGUUCCGAGAGCCGAGUCAGUUCCACUCAAGUCUCUUCGUCCUACAGAUACUGUUUUUCCAGUCUCAGCAAGAGCGAACCAUCUCCUUGGUCGGUACCUCUGGGCUGCCGGCGAUCUGACCAAAACCACCACAAAACGUGACGAAUGUCGCGAUCGUGCAAUGCAACACCUUGAACGCGCCGGCGAAGAAGGUCAUGCCGAAGCUUACGUGUAUAUGGGUGUUUUCAAUAGAAGAGCCGGGAAAGCGAGAAUGUCGAAACGGGCAUUUGAAAAGGCCCAUGCGCUUGGAAGUGCGUUAGGGACGUGGUUGCUUGCUCGAGCAACGAGCGACACCAAGUUACGAACAUCCUUAUUGGCAGAAGCAGUUGGACUUGGCUCUCAUCACGCAGCCUAUGAUUUAGGCCAUAUGUAUCGCAAGCAGGGACAGGAUGCACUGGCGAUAGAGUAUUACACCAUGGCUGCCGAGGCAGACGUUCAGCCAGCUCAAGCCAAUUUAGCAGAGUUGCUUGUCAAGCAAGGCGAGUUUGACGAGGCUGAGAAGUGGUUCAUCAGAGCUUCUGUUGUUCGCGCGCCUGACCCGAAGAAGGAGACGAGAACCGGACAAGAUGGUGAUAUCUCAUUCCAUUCUCAAAGGCGGCUUGAACAGAUGCGAAAGACUCAAGUCUACAAUGACUACCAACGUGCAAAACAGAAGAAGCUUGACGAAGGGGGCAGCUGCACAAUCAUGUGA
Messenger RNA from Protomyces lactucae-debilis, 1164 nucleotides. RefSeq lists its product as uncharacterized. Lineage: Eukaryota; Fungi; Ascomycota; Taphrinomycetes; Taphrinales; Protomycetaceae. The transcript has 2 exons. Bases 1 to 1164 code for a protein of 387 amino acids. Gene Ontology annotation, molecular function: protein binding. The record is from RefSeq and is a predicted model, not a curated record.